UUGUAAUUAUAAAAAAUUGUUUUUCUUUUUAAAAGUGUGCACAUCGUCAACUAAGUUUUUGGUUUAAUAUUUAACAAUAAAUCCACUAACUUUGCAUUUUAAAAUGACUCGAAACAAGUAAACUAACAAACUAAAAAGUUAGAAAGUGUCACAAAAAAAGACGUUUGUAAUUAAAAAAGAAAAAAGGAAAAUAAAAGGUAGCAAUAAAUUGAAAAGUCAUGGCUCCGUCAUUAAAACUCGCGGACGAUCAACGAUUUGCUUUAAUGAAGUUUAGAAGAAGCGUUCAGGAUUGUCUAAAGCCCGAGCAUGACGAUCAUUUUUUAUUGCGAUGGUUAAGAGCAAGAAAAUGGGACGCUGCGGCGGCUGAAAAAAUGCUAAGAGACUCUUUGGAGUGGCGAAAACAAUGGGACGUGGACAAUUUAAAUGAUUGGGACCAUCCACAAUUACUCAACGUUUAUCUUCCUCAUGGAGUCUGUGGCUAUGACAAGGACGGAGCGCCAGUGGUGAUUGUUCCCUUCGCUGGAUUGGAUAUGUAUGGAAUAUUGCACGUGGUCUCGAGGAAGGAAAUGAUAAAAAUAACGGUAAAACAAUUGGAGAGUUAUUUAAAUAUUUGCAACGAGCAGGCAAAAAAACAUGGCCCAAUUGCUGGACAAAUAACAAUUAUUUUCGAUAUGGAGGGUUUCAAUUUACGUCAGUACAUGUGGCGACCGGCUGGAGAAGUUGUCCUGGCGCUAAUUCAAAUGUACGAGGCAAAUUAUCCGGAAAUCCUAAAGAUUUGUUUUAUCAUAAAUGCACCGAAAGUGUUCACAUUCGCCUUCUCGAUAGCAAAGAGAUUCAUGAACGAGUACACACUGUCGAAAAUUCAAAUAAUCAAAGCCGAUCCAAAUAAAUGGAGACCUGCCAUCCUGCAACUUGUACCCGCCGAUCAGCUUCCAAAGCACUUUGGAGGAAGUCUCACUGAUCCCGACGGAAAUCCCCGACUAACGACAAAAGUUUGCCAAGGAGGCAAAGUACCGAAAACAAUGUAUAAUAAUAAAAAUGAGAAGGACAAGCAAAAUGAUUUCACCACAGCGACAGUGAAAAAGGGAGAGAAAUUAAAACUAGAAUUACCAGUGGAUGAAAGCGGCUCAAUUUUAAGUUGGGAAUUUCGCACUGAAGAGCACGACAUUAAAUUCGGAAUACUUCGUAAAACGAACGAAGGCGGAAAAACGGAAAUAAUUCCAAUUCAUCGAGUAUCAGCGCAUCAAAUGGACGAAAUUGGCAUCGUCACUUGCGAGGGUUCUAGCACAUAUUCUUUCGUUUUCGACAAUUCCUACAGUUUGCUGAGAAACAAAAAAAUUCACUAUUCCGUACGAGUUCUACCACCGACGAAUGUUUUAGAGGAAGUGAAAAAGUGACGCGACAAUUAUAUUUUUCUAAAAUUUGUAAAUAA
Messenger RNA from Leptopilina heterotoma, 1432 nucleotides. Its product is annotated as SEC14-like protein 4. The coding region runs from base 219 to 1397 and encodes 392 amino acids. Gene Ontology annotation, cellular component: cytoplasm. The record is from RefSeq and is a predicted model, not a curated record. NCBI's taxonomy places the organism in Eukaryota, Metazoa, Arthropoda, Insecta, Hymenoptera, Figitidae. The transcript is spliced from 11 exons.